This is a messenger RNA of Diachasma alloeum, 2874 nucleotides long. RefSeq names its product trifunctional enzyme subunit alpha, mitochondrial (gene Mtpalpha). The record is from RefSeq and is a predicted model, not a curated record. Gene Ontology annotation, molecular function: enoyl-CoA hydratase activity; NAD+ binding; long-chain (3S)-3-hydroxyacyl-CoA dehydrogenase (NAD+) activity. Gene Ontology annotation, biological process: fatty acid beta-oxidation. Lineage: Eukaryota; Metazoa; Arthropoda; Insecta; Hymenoptera; Braconidae. Gene Ontology annotation, cellular component: mitochondrion; mitochondrial fatty acid beta-oxidation multienzyme complex. The transcript is spliced from 7 exons. The coding region runs from base 93 to 2390 and encodes 765 amino acids.
CGGAGAUUGCCGAAGAGAGUUCUUUGGCCAGUGAGCUCGUCGGAUUCAGUCAGAUUGCACUGUAGAGGAGGGUAUACAAAAGUAGGUCUAACAUGGCAAGUUUAAGGAUUUUGGGAGCACUGAGACGGUUUCCCCGAAACAAUUAUGAGUGUGUUACGACAUCAGGACAUCCGACUUCUCUCAGAUUUUUAGCAACUGCAGUAUCGAAUAAGUACACGAAAUACAGAAUCAUCGAUGAUGUGGCUGUUAUCACACUCGAUUCUCCAGGUGUCAAGGAGAAUACGUUGCAAGCUGAAGUGAUACAAGAAAUGCAGGGCCUGAUGGGAGAAAUUGAGAGUAAUUCUGCUGUUAAAUCUGCAGUGCUAAUCAGUGGCAAGCCAAACAGUUUCAUUGCCGGCGCUGAUAUCUCAAUGUUACAGAAUCUUAACAACGAAACAGAAGUUUAUCAAGUGUCAAAAAAAGGUCAGGAAAUCAUGGAUACCAUUGCUGGAUGCAAAAAACCUAUUGUUGCUGCUAUCCAAGGCAAUUGUCUGGGGGGUGGUUUGGAGGUUGCACUUGCGUGUCAUUAUCGUUUAGCUGUGAAUGACAAAAAGACUGUCUUAGGAUUGCCAGAGGUAAAACUCGGUCUUCUUCCUGGUGCCGGAGGUACUCAGAGGUUACCCAAGCUAAUAGGACUACCACAAGCCCUCAGUAUGACACUGACUGGCACCAUGGUGAAAGCUGAUAAAGCUAAGAAGUUUGGAAUUGUUGAUUUGCUAGUUGAUCGUCUAGGACCAGGCCUUAGCACACCUGAGAAGAAUACACUGAGAUACUUAGAAGACACAGCGAUAAAAGUAGCAAAAGACUUAGCCUCCGGGCAACUGAAGAUUGAUCGUUCUCCAAAAUCUGUUACGGGGAAGAUUACUAAUUGGGCAUUAAGUUUGGACGUAGUGAAAGAUCAAAUAUUCAAGAAAUCGAAGCAGCAAGUAUUGAAGAUGACGAAUGGUCUCUAUCCUGCACCUUUGAAAAUUUUGGAGGUGAUUCGUACAGGAGUGGAUAAGGGUCCAGUAGCGGGCUACGAAGCAGAGGCCCGUGGCUUCGCCUCUUUGGCACUAACGCCAGAGUCCAAAGGCCUGAUUAGCCUGUUCUUCGGUCAGACGGCGUGCAAAAAGAAUCGUUUUGGUGCGUCCAAAAAUCAGGUGAAGAAAAUCGGUGUGGUUGGGGCUGGACUGAUGGGCGCAGGUAUUGCAACUGUCAGUAUUGACAAAGGUUACAGUGUUGCAUUGAAGGACACCACUGAUGCUGGACUUUUCAGGGGUGUUGGACAAGUCCAAAAAAAAUUCGAAGAUGGGGUAAAGCGAAAACGUAUUAGUCAGGUGGAGAAGAGCAAAAUAAUGGCCAAUCUCAUUCCCACAUUAAAUUAUGAUGAUUUCAAAGAUGCUGAUAUUAUUAUCGAAGCAGUCUUUGAAGAUUUAGCUCUCAAACAUAGAGUCAUUAAGGAAGUAGAGGCCAAUACCCCCGAGCAUUGUAUUAUUGCUACAAACACAUCAGCAAUACCAAUCACUAAAAUUGUUGCUGGAAGCAGUCGUCCUGACAAAGUCAUUGGCAUGCACUAUUUCUCACCAGUAGACAAAAUGCAACUUCUUGAGAUCAUUACGCACAAGGGAACAUCAACGGAAACAAUCAAGACUGCUGUUGAUGUUGGAUUGAAACAGGGAAAAGUUGUUAUUACUGUUGGUGACGGUCCUGGAUUCUACACAACUAGAAUCCUCAGUACUAUGUCGACGGAAAUGUUGAGAUUACUUCAGGAGGGGGCUGAUCCCAUGCAUUUGGAUAAACUUACGAAGAAAUUCGGAUUUCCUGUUGGGAUUGUGACGCUCUGCGAUGAGGUGGGCAUCGAUGUUGGAUCACAUAUUGGUGCUGAUCUUAGCAAAGCAUUUGGACCGAGGUUCCAAGGGGGCGACGUUCAUAUUAUGAGUGACAUGGUUAAAGCUGGGUAUUUGGGCCGAAAAUCGGGGAAAGGAAUUUACGUCUACGAAGCUGGCAGAAAAGACAGAGAUAUUAAUCUUGGAGCCUUAGAUAUUCUAAAGAAAUACCACCUGGAGCCGAAAGGUAGCACUGCUGAUGAAGAUCUUCAGUUGAGGAUGGUUACUCGAUUCGUCAAUGAAGCUGUACUGUGUCUCGAGGAAAAUAUCCUUGCUAAUCCUCUCGAGGGUGACAUUGGCGCUGUAUUUGGUCUUGGUUUCCCACCAUUCACGGGCGGUCCAUUCAGAUGGGUCGACUCGUAUGGCGCCGGUAAUCUCGUCAGAAAGAUGGAAGAGUAUGCUAGUCACUACGGAGAAGCAUACAAACCCUGUCAAACUCUUUAUAAUAUGGCAGCAGAUUCAACGAAAAAGUUUCACGCCAAGUAGAAAAGAUUACUGAAGAAUUUAUCGAUUUUUUCAAUUUUGAGAAGAAUCAUCGACAGUCGAGAAAUCGACGACUUGAUGAAAACUGCUUAGAAAAUGUUUGGGCUAUUCUAUGAAUUAGCGACAGGAAAUUUGACUUGGAAAUCUUUGAUAUCCUUUCGAUGAGGUACAGAACUUUCACGUUCAGUGGCCCAAAUAUCAGUACUUCGAAACUAAAUAUUUAAAAAAUUGGCUAAAGGGUCGAAUAGCCCAUUUAGUCACUUCAUGUGUGCUUUUUGUUGAGAACAAUCGCAUUUUAUAUAGUUUUUGUAUGAAAAAAUUCAGAAAAAGCUUACAUUUCCAUAUUUUCUAUGAAUAUUGAAAUAUUGUUAUAAAUAUAUUUUUUGAAGAAUAGGUGUUAUUCUCCAAUCAUGAGAAAUAAUGAAAGAAACAAACAUGUAACAUAAAUUUUACACAAUCCAUAAAUGAUUUUCAUUACUUUCCACUA